CCAAGAUUAAAUUUUAAUCCAUCUUAUAAACUAACUAAACUUGAUCUAGACUUGUGAUUAGCAAGCUUACUCUUGACAGAUUGAAGGCUUGCAAUCCUUUUCAUGAUAGCAAAUGAAAUAGCAAGAGAUGCUAACCAAAACGGUAUCAGUUGCUAUUAUUUACAGUUUGAUGCUACUCAAUGUUGUGAUCAAUUUUUUACUGGCUCUUCAUUUGGUGGAUCACAAAUGAAAAAUGAUUAGCAUCAACAUCUCUAAACAAUUUAUAUAAUAAAUUGUACUCCUCACCUUCACCAAUCAUGGUUUCGUUUAAGCAAAGAGUAUUCAGGAUAAUCGGAGCAAAUUUCUGAUCGUUAAAAUUGAAAAAGAAAGAGGAAAAAGGUGAAACAAAAAGUGGAAGAGUUUAAGGAAUCCUUUCCAAGCUACUGACAACACACUGAACAAGAUAAAGGAACCCAAUUUCGCAACACCAAAAAGAUCAACUUUACCAUUAUCACCAUCAUCGUCAUCAUUUUCGUCAACAACUAACCCAUCAACAUUGUUCAUAAAGCAGCAAACAAAAGGCGCUUUUUUGUCCAACCUUUACCUGGUUUUUGUUUUUGUUUUGUUUUUUGCGGAUAUUGCACAUUACAUAUUCCAGAUUUACCUUACCAGUGGAAACUCUGAGGAAAUUGAGGACAAAAUCCAAGCAAACAUGAUGAAGCAAAUGGUUUACCUGCUGAUUGGUUUCUGUGAUGAUUGUAGGAUAAUCAGCGAUAAUGUUUAUUGUGUUUCCAGUGAUUUUCAAAAUCUAACUCUUCGGUGAUGAUGCUGUUUCUGUGAUAAUCAACUAAUCUUUUUAUUUCCACACCACAACUAUCAUCAACCAAAAGAAAAAAAUUCAUCAACAAAUCAUCUUUGCCUCGUUAUCUUCAUCUUCAUUAUUGAUUAUCUUGAUCUCCUCGCCAAACAUUUGAUAUACAUUAACACACUACCUCACUAUAAAAAUUUAUCAACAUGAUACCUUUUACAACAUGCAUGAAAUUCAACCGGAAACGUAUGAACCGUGGAUCGAUAAGUAAACAACAGCAACAGCAACACCAGUUUAGUCAACAGCAACACAGCCAACAACAGCAACCCCAAUUAGUUAUAAUCCCAGCCGAUCAGUCAACUUUGGCCCCACCAAAUAUCAAUCUGGUUACAGAUAUCCAAAGUGUUCCACCCUUUCUCCAAUGUCCAGAGAAUCGUUUAUUGUUAACAUUACGGAGAUCCAAGGCUGUCCAACGAUCCAUUCACAUUGACCCAAUUGCCCUACUUGAUUACAGUUAUCAUGGAGUUACCGAUCGUUUUCUUGAAAAUGCUUCCAAUUGGAGCUUCAAUUCAUUUACAUUGGACACUUUGACCGGAGGUCAUUCCCUAUCAAGUCUCCUUUUCUACCUUUUCAACAAAUAUAAUUUCAUUUCUGAAUUUAAAUUAGAGAUCAUCAAUGUAUGGAAAUGCUUCCGACUCUUUGAAAAUGGUUACCAUGAUACCAAUCCUUACCAUAAUUCAGUUCAUGCAGCUGAUGUGACACAAGCUAUGCACUGUUUCAUUGAAGAGGAAAAAAUUGGUCAACAUUUAACUCCAAUGGAAAAGAUGUGUUCCUUGUUGGCUGCUGUAGCCCAUGAUCUUGACCAUCCAGGAGUUAACCAACACUUUCUCAUUGCAACCAAAAGUCAUCUUGCAUCGCUUUACAAUAAUCUAUCAGUUCUUGAAUCGCAUCAUUGGAGGUUUGCCAUGUCGUGUUUAAAAGAGUCGGGAAUUUUUAGUCACUUUGAUGACAAUCAAUGGUCAAUGGUUCAGUUUUUACUACGUAGUCUCAUCUUGGCCACCGAUGUGACUCAACAGGGAAACUAUUUAAGACGAUUUCGCGAUGCUCUACAGAAAGGAACCAUUAAAAUGACUUCUCCAGAUGACAGGCUUUUCGUGAUGCAAAUUGCUCUAAAGUGUGCUGAUCUGGGUAAUCCAGGUCGACCCUGGGUUUUAUCCCAAAGAUGGACAACUCAAAUUUGUAAUGAAUUUUAUCGCCAAGGUGACUAUGAAAGGCAGCUCAAAAUGAAAGUGACUCCAAUAUUUGAUCGUCGCACUGCAUCAGUAGCUCGUAUACAGACAGAUUUCUAUCGUAAUAUUGUAUCACCUUUAUAUCAAUUGUGGGACCAGUUUUUAGGCUCAAAGCUUUCACGUCGAAUCAUAUUUAACCUGAAAUUCAAUGAUUCUCAAUGGGUUAACCGUUUACAAAAGGUUAACGUGAAAAGGAGACAUUCAUAUGAGACAAUGAACGAGAAGAAGAGAAAAGCCAAAGAUAUUUCAAAAAGUCUGGACGAUAUCAUGUCGAUUGAGGAGAUUUCAUUAGAUGAACUUAAAGAUACACCAAAGGUUGGCUCAAUGGAUGACAAAGGAUUAGCCUGUUGUUUACCAAUUCUGGGGUCACCUUGUUCAUCUUCAUCCUUGUCAUCGUCACCUAAAGUAACACUUGAACCUGGAAGGUUUAGAGGUUUCAGUGGACUGAGGAAAGAGCUGGCCAUGGGUGGCGAUGAAACGGAACACAUUGAUAGUCAUGAAGACGAUAAUGAGGAAGAUGAAGAUGAUGAAGGUGAAAGGAUUCAUAUUGGUAAAAAGCAAUGUAUUGGACCCAAUGGAUGUGGAACUCCGAGUCCACCCAAAGAAAAGCGAAGUUCCCUUCCAAUUAUAUCGAUACAGACCAGUUUGGGUUCCUCUUAUGGUUCAUCUCAAUUAAUCAAUUUAUCUUCCAAUUGUCCAAAUGUUUUUCAAUCUCAAUCUCAUCAUCAGCUAAGCAACAUGUCAACCAGCCAAACAACGAUGAAAAGUCAACCUAAAGCCCAACCAUUAACCGUAACCUCAAGCCAACCAACAACCCAGUCAACAUGUCAACCGACUAACAGCCAAACCAGUUGCUCAUCUUCACCCUCAUCUCAUCAUCAUUCACGUCGUCAUUCAUAUCAUAAUAAUAAUAACAAUAGUAAUAAUAACAGUAAUAAUAAUAAUAGUAAUAACCAUCAUUAUCGUCACCAUCAUCAUCGCCAUUCAAUUCAACAUCAACCAACAAUAACACAGCCUUGUUUGCCUUACAUUUCCGUUUCACAGCCUAUUUCAGGUUCAACGGAUUGUACUUAUGGAAGUGAUUCCGGUGAUACUGAAUUGUUACCUGAAGGUUCAACUUAUGGUACUUAUACUGGUUUACCUCGGGUUGUUGAACAAUUAAUGAAUUACGAACAAUCAAUUGACAAAGUUACCUGUUUACCUCACUCUUUCUCAACACUGCCAGGUUAUCCAACAUCAACAUCAUCAACAAAUACACCUUCAUAUCCAUCUCAAUCAAUUGUCGAUACAGCACAAUUUUGCCGAGGUCGUCGCGGUUCAGCUCCAGGUUGCAUUGGAAUUUAUACUGGAUGUGAACUGGCUGCAGCAGCAUUGGUCUUCCUUCAUGGGACAGUCUCGGAGAAUGAAGAUUCCAGUUUUCCUGAACCAGAUGUAUCAUCUCAUUCUGCUCAUUUAUCAAGCUCAUUGAUUCACCUGAAAUGUCCGUCACUUUUAAAGCCAUCAGUAACCUCUUCGUCGCAAUCGUCACCUUCAUCUUCUCCACCUCAUAUUUCAUCGUACAACUUGAAACAGCAAGCGAGUUCAUCUGUUCAACGGCCAACCCUGUUCUUAAAAACCAAUAAUAAUAAUAUUAGUAAUAGUAAUAAUGAUCCUGAUUUCAUCAGUAAUAAUAAUUGUAAUAAUAAUACCGAUAAUAAUAAUGGUAAUAAUAAAGGACAGAAGAGACGUUCAUCUUUUCCAGUUUGCGAUAGUGGACAUUAUUUUGGUUAUCUGGCGACUGAAGGUGGAAACAAGUUAAACAGUAGGAAAAGCCCAUCAUCGUAUCUCCAUGGUACUGCCAAAUCAUCUUCACCUAGGUUAAAAGGACGCUCAUUGGAACUGCUAAUGUCCUCAUUAACUGCCAAAACUAAAUUAUUAACCAAUCAAUCAUGUUCACUUGAUUCUGCAUCAGAAUGCCGUUCAUGGUUGGUUAAACGAGAGGAAAGACGAGGUUCAAUUCCUCAAGAUAUUUUAAUUCAUUCACUGGCCAAUUAUUCAGCCAAUGCUUUAUGAUCAAAGACACAUUUUAAUAGCCAAGUCAAUGAACAAUGGGUAAACUUCCCCAGGAAAAAAAGGAGGACACAAAAAAAGUCAAGAACAUCAAAAAACACAUUCAAAAAUGAAAAAAAACUAAAAGCCAUUGUUUUGAGUGUAACAUAUGGACAAGUUGAUGUAUGGGUUUUUUGUUUCAAUUAAAUAGUUAAUUAAACUGUUUGCGUCUUGAUAAAGAUUCAGAUCAUUCAUUGUUUUACUCUAAACAUGUUUAGUCAAACUGAUUUAUAAAAGAAAAACAUUUGAAAACAAUUUGAAAAAUAAUUUAUUACAAAAACAAUAAACAAAACACUUUUAAUCCAAA
Molecule: messenger RNA, 4471 nt
Organism: Tetranychus urticae (two-spotted spider mite)
Lineage: Eukaryota; Metazoa; Arthropoda; Arachnida; Trombidiformes; Tetranychidae
Biological process (GO): signal transduction
Molecular function (GO): 3',5'-cyclic-nucleotide phosphodiesterase activity
Source: RefSeq, a predicted model, not a curated record